AUGACGAGUGCAAUUAAGGAUAAUAAAGAUGAGAAUUUACCUUGGGUAGAAAAAUACAGACCUUUGGAUUUAAGUGAAGUGUAUGGUCAAACAGAGAUAGUGGCUAUUUUACGUAAAUUCAUUUCAGAGAACAAAUUACCGCAUCUGUUAUUCUAUGGACCGCCAGGUACGGGUAAGACGUCUACUAUAGUUGCGUUAGCACGUGAGAUAUAUGGGAAGAACUACUCUAAUAUGGUCUUGGAAUUGAAUGCGUCGGAUGAUAGAGGGAUAGAUGUUGUUCGUAACCAAAUUAAGGAAUUUGCAUCCACAAGACAAAUAUUUUCAAAGGGUUUCAAGUUGAUUAUAUUGGAUGAAGCAGAUGCAAUGACCAACGCGGCCCAGAAUGCAUUACGGCGUAUCAUAGAGAAGUACACUAAGAAUACUAGAUUUUGUAUCUUGGCCAAUUAUUCACACAAGUUGACACCAGCGUUAUUAAGUAGAUGUACCCGUUUCAGAUUUCAGCCACUGCCCAUGGAGGCUAUAGAACGUCGUAUUGCUAAUGUUUUAGUGCAUGAGAAGAUUCAGUUGAGUGAAGAUGCAGAAAGGGCAUUAAUCAAAUUAUCCAGAGGUGACAUGAGACGUGUUUUAAAUGUUUUGCAAGCAAGCAAGGCUACGUUAGAUAAGGAUGAUGAAGACACCGAGAUAGGUGAGGAUAUUAUAUACGAGUGCUGUGGUGCACCAAGACCCACUGAUAUUAAGCUAGUAUUGAAAUCUAUACUAGAAGACGAUUGGAAUACAGCAUAUUAUACACUGAACAAAGUACGCAGUUUGAAAGGGUUAGCAUUAAUUGAUUUAAUUGAAGGAAUUAUUGAGAUAUUAGAGACGUAUGAAUUAAAACAAGAGAAAACAAGGAUAGAAUUAUUAACGAAACUAGGUGAUAUAGAAUAUUCCAUUUCGAAAGGUGGGAACGACAAAAUACAGAGUAGUGCAGUCAUUGGUGCAAUAAAGGGCUCAUUUGAAAAUGAAUUGCUUUGA
Messenger RNA from Arxiozyma heterogenica, 1014 nucleotides. RefSeq names its product replication factor C subunit 3 (gene RFC3). Gene Ontology annotation, cellular component: nucleus; Elg1 RFC-like complex; Rad17 RFC-like complex. The coding region runs from base 1 to 1014 and encodes 337 amino acids. Gene Ontology annotation, molecular function: ATP hydrolysis activity; ATP binding; DNA clamp loader activity. NCBI's taxonomy places the organism in Eukaryota, Fungi, Ascomycota, Saccharomycetes, Saccharomycetales, Saccharomycetaceae. Gene Ontology annotation, biological process: DNA-templated DNA replication; DNA repair. The record is from RefSeq and is a predicted model, not a curated record. The transcript has a single exon.